Molecule: messenger RNA, 3864 nt
Organism: Thalassophryne amazonica
Lineage: Eukaryota; Metazoa; Chordata; Actinopteri; Batrachoidiformes; Batrachoididae
Gene: colq
Product: collagen-like tail subunit (single strand of homotrimer) of asymmetric acetylcholinesterase
Exons: 17
Coding region: 874-2226 (450 amino acids)
Cellular component (GO): basement membrane
Source: RefSeq, a predicted model, not a curated record
UGAAAAACAAAUUUUUUACAGGAUUUCUCUGAAACCAAUAGGUCGAGAGAGGUGAUCCAAAGCUUAUAUUGAUCAGCUAAUCAUUUGUUAUUCAGUGGUGUAAUCAACAGCACUGGAGUCUGAAAAUGAUAUUUCAUGUACGUAAAUCUGGAACUAAUUGGGCUGGAGUAACAAUAUUUAGCUUAUUGAUCUCUACUACCAGUCCUGCUGUGUGUUGAUAUGACUCUUCAUGGUCUUACAGAGCAGAGUUAUGGGUGCAUGCAGGGCGUCACCCCUCAAUGCCUUUCAUUCAGCAAAGUUGUGUUUCACAGUUUUGUUGUUGUCAAAAGUAGGCAGCAGUUCAGUUACAUUUAUGCACUUAAAGUUAAACUGAUGCAUUCUUUUAGAGCUCUUUAAAGCUUAAAUCCCCCAGAGAACUGAAAUGAAGACAGAAUGUGCAAUAAAGCCAGUCCAGCCUGGACUAACUGGGCUCCACAAUGCACCGCUGUGGAAUGGAGUAAUCAAUACUGAUAGUAUAAAUUUGUCUCGGGAUGCAAAAAAGCAAGUGAAACCUUCAGAAUCCCAGUGGAAAGUGCUUGCAGAGAAGCCUACCGUUGAGCAGAAGUGGAGGAGUGGAAACAACAAAAGGCACCCCCUGCAGUAGUAAAGAUCUAAUAUUGGCACCCGAAGCAGCUGGCAGGUUGUCUCCUGUAAUUUUAGCGCACACUGAUGCAGAGGAAAGAUUUAAUGGGCAUUGGUCGCCAUAUCCUCUACCAAGGAGACGGAGAGGAGGGGGUCCGGAGAGAGGGCAGCGAGUGAGGAGAGGGAGAGAAAGGCAGCGCGAGAGGGGUGGCUGAGGAUCGGAAAUAAAGUCAGGCAACUAUCCGGAGCAGCAUGACUCUCCUAACGCUGGGACUGUAUCUGCCGCUGUGGUUUUCUUAUGGCCUGGCUCAGUCCUCUCCUCUGGAUAGUUUGGUUUCUCUGCCAGCAGCUCUCAGAUCGCAGGUGCAACAGAGGAGGAUCAACCCGUGCUGUUUGCUGAGUCCACCUCCACCCCCACUGUUUCCUCCGCCCCCUUCACUUUGGCGCCGCCACGCUCAUAAUGGCGACAUGGGUUUUAUUGAUGGAGGUGAGACAGGCGACGGGGACAAAGGUUCUACCUGCAUGCAAGGCCCGCCUGGACCUGUUGGUCCUCCUGGACCUGAGGGUCCACCUGGAUUACCCGGUAUACCAGGUUACAAGGGAGAAAAGGGAGAAAUCGGAAGACCUGGGCAAAAGGGUCGGACAGGUUCUCCUGGACUGCCGGGAAAGCCAGGAGCAAAUGGAUGGCUGGGAGUGAGCGGGUCCAAAGGUGAGAAGGGUGACCCGGGGCUGAUGGGUUUGCCUGGACCAAGAGGACCAAUUGGACCUCGGGGUUUGCCUGGCUAUAAAGGUGAAAAAGGAUCUCGAGGCGAGCUUGGUGAAGUUGGACUGAAAGGCGCCAAGGGUGCCAUGGGCUUCCCAGGGAUGCUUGGACAGAAAGGUGAAAUGGGUCCAAAAGGAGAACCUGGGAUCUCAGGAAACAGAGGACCCACAGGGCGGCCGGGGAAAAGAGGGAAACAGGGGAUGAAAGGAGACCCAGGUACUGUGGGGCCCAUGGGACCCGCAGGCCCACAAGGACUUCCCGGCCACCCUGGUCCUCCUGGUUUACCCUCCACAGGAGUUUAUAUGGUUGGAGCAAAGGGUAUCCGUGGUCCACCGGGGCCUCCUGGGAAGUGUAGCUGCAGCUCUCUCAGUUCUACAUAUGAAGAUUAUCACUCCAGAGACUUCUAUCCCAGCGUACCAGCGAUAUUCAUUGUAAACAGCGAGGAGGAACUGCAGCGCCUUCGCACAGAAAACGCUCUUGCCUUUCGCAAAGACCAGAGAGCACUCUAUUUCAAAGACACUGACGGCUGGCUGCCCAUUCAGCUGAUACCGUUCCAAUCCAUGGAAAAUGCACCCGAUGAGGAAGGCUACUGUGGCGAUGGGAUUGUGCAGAUUUCCAGGGGGGAAGAGUGCGAUGACAGAAACAGAGUCGUCACUGACAGCUGUGUCAAAUGUAAACACGCCUACUGCGGAGAUGGAUAUCGCCAUGAGGGGGCGGAGGAGUGCGAUGGAAAAGACUUUGGAUACCAGACAUGCAACUCAUACCUCCCAGGAUCAUAUGGUCACCUGAAGUGCACACCAUAUUGUGUUAUUGACUCCACAAACUGCAAGUACUUCACCUGAGGAGGAAGUUGUACAGUGCUGCAGAGGGAAACUGUGAUUUUUGUUCAACAGGAAAAUUAUCAUGCAAAAAAAGUACAAUAAUGCAAGAAACAAGAUGUUCGGAAAGAGGGAGCUGCAGUGACUUUGGAAAAAAAAACCACACACAUCCUCUGUAUCGCUGCGGAGAUGCGAUGUAGCUCCCUGGAAACAGUCGGAGGCAAAACCUACACCCACAGGACAACUGUCUUAAAACAUGGGACUUAAGCGUGGCGUCCUCAAUGUGCCUGAGCGAACUGGACUCAGCGUCUGGAUGGGACUGUGGAGAUCCCUCAUUAUGGGUUAGAAGCGUGUUGAUAUUGACCCAGUUACUGUUGCAAAAGAGGGGCAGUAGGAGCCAUGAUGCCAGGUAUUCUGCAUUGUGAAUGAGUGUGCUCACUCUGCACUGUAUUUGCAUGAGGCUGGGAUUAAGACUUGACAGCAGCUGUCGCUACAUAAGCAUGUAACCUAUACUUUACUUACUCUUGCCACAAGGUUUGCACACUCCUCCCAAAGAAUUCACAGAGGCAGUGCGAGCUGUAAAACCAGCCGUCUGUUUUAAGAUCGAUAGUUAAGACGUCGAGAUGAGUGUGGCGCAUCGUUGUGCUUAAAUGCAGGUAAUAUUUCACUGAGGUUGGUACCACAAGGCCAAACAUCGGUGAAAAAGUCAGAGGCUGACCCUGUGCUACCUUAGCUUGUGGUGGCACAGACCUCGACAUCCACAUUCUGGAAACACACACACACAAAAAGCAACUUGGUUUUUAAUAUCCAAGAAGUUCUCAGGAACCGACAGGUGCCGUAAUUCCACCCAGCAUGUUUCACACACAUCCUCCCUUAAUCUCUAUGUCUCUCUAAAUGACAUGGCAACGACUGUACGCCGAGGCACAUGGAUUCCGCCAACGUAGCAGUAAUGCAGGUGCCAACGAGAUCCCUCCAUGAAAUCUACUGUAUGUGAAGGCUUGAAACUGUUACCUACUUAAUCUUGUCAGGGCACAGGAACGCUGGAAUGGUGUGUCGCUGCUGAAAAGGAGGAACUUACCUCCCAUCUGUCCUUUGGUCAUUACUGUAUUUACGCUAAUACCUCUUUAUCCAGUCUGUCUUACAGUUCACAGCAACAGAAGAACUCAGCAGUAAACUUAAUGUACUUGUCUGCUGUGUCUUGGGCACCAAUGAUGAAAAUGAAUUUGCCGAUAUAAGCUAAUAUGAGUCGCAGUGCCAAGGGAGACCUGUUCUCAGCCAUACUUCAUGUAGUCAGGUGUCAAAAAGUCCAUUUUUCUGUCAUAGAUUCAGUAAAACCAGUAAAACUGGUAUUGAAACGACUGUUACCGUGUUGUGUCUGCAUGCCAAUAAUUGUGCAACGCUUUCACUGUGUCAAACGUUGUGUAAGUGUGCACAGCCGGCGUGCUGAGGUCAGCUGUACUGUGGCGUGCACAAAGCUGAGCUACCUUUUUGAAAAAAAAAAAUGUGCAGUGUUCUUUUACUGUGUAUGCUCAAAUGUGACGUGCAUGUGGUAACGUAAGGCUUCAGAAACUGUAGUACGCACUGUGACGGGGUGAGGAAGUUCAUUCUAUGACAUGACACUUUAUACAGAAAAGGCACUGAAAAUAAAAUCAGUUGAACUCA